Molecule: messenger RNA, 1395 nt
Organism: Penicillium coprophilum
Lineage: Eukaryota; Fungi; Ascomycota; Eurotiomycetes; Eurotiales; Aspergillaceae
Product: aminopeptidase P family protein
Exons: 3
Coding region: 1-1395 (464 amino acids)
Molecular function (GO): manganese ion binding; metalloaminopeptidase activity
Source: RefSeq, a predicted model, not a curated record
AUGACUGCUAUAGAUACAAUUCUCGCUGCCAAGUAUCCGGCUAAGGCCCAUGCUCGUCGUGUCGCGGAGUCUCUCAAGUCUCGGCAUGGCGGGGCCGGAAUCAUCUACCUUGAGGCUCAAAAAACUCGAUUGAUCGAGGAUAGCGAUGAGGAUAUGCCAUUUAGGCAGCGUCGUCCUUUCUUCUAUCUCACUGGAUGUCUUUUGCCCAAUGCCGCCGUGGUAUACGACGCCGUCAAAGAUGAAUUGACUCUCUUCAUUCCACCGAUCGACCCAGAGUCAGUCAUUUGGUCUGGUCUUCCUUUGUCUCCCGAAGAGGCCGUGAAGCUCUACGAUGUGGACCGCGUUCUGUUCACAACCGAUGUGAAUUCGACUUUGGCGUCGAUCGCCUCUAACCACAAUGGACAAACUGCUGCCUUUGCAAUGGCCGAACAGGUGUCAGAGGGCACCAGCUUCCAGGGCUUCGCUGAAACAAACAUUUCCAGCCUAAAGACUGCCAUCGAGGAUACGCGUGUCAUCAAGGAUGCGUACGAAAUUGCGCUUUUGCGAAAGGCAAACGAUAUCUCGACCAAGGCGCAUAUCGCUGCUAUUCAGGCCUCCAAAACCGCGACCAACGAGCGCGAGAUCGAGGCUGCCAUUAUCGGCACUUGCAUUGCCAAUGGAUGUCGCGAGCAAUCCUACCACCCCAUCGUUGCUGGAGGUGAAGGGGGUGCUACUCUUCACUAUGUUAGAAACGAUGUCGACUUGGUUGAUCCCGUCACCAAGCAGCGGAAGAAUAAUGUCCUCAUCGAUGCCGGCGGUGAAUACCAGACUUACUGUGCCGAUAUCACGCGUGUUAUUCCUCUAAACGGAAGAUUUGCCCCUGAGACCCGUCAGAUUUACGAAAUUGUCCUCCAGAUGCAGACAGAAUGUAUUGCCAUGCUCAAGGAAGGCGUUCGCUGGGACGACGUGCACGCCCUGGCACAUCGCAUUGCUAUCCGUGGCUUGUUGAAGCUGGGUAUUCUGCGCGGAUCCGAAGAGGAAUUGUUCGAGAAGCGUGUCAGUGUGGCCUUCUUCCCCCAUGGCCUCGGUCAUUACCUAGGAAUGGAUACCCAUGAUACGGGGGUAACCCCAAUUAUGAGGACGAAGAUACCAUGUUCCGCUACCUGCGUGUUCGCGCUAAUCUGCCUGCUGGCUCCGUGGUCACCGUUGAGCCUGAUCUAUUUCUGUCGCUUCAUCAUCGAUCCCGUCUUGAACGCCCCCGAAACCGGUAAGUACAUCGAUACCGAGGUCUUGGAGCGGUAUUGGAGUGUGGGAGGAGUGCGCAUCGAAGACAACAUCCACAUCACCAAAGAUGGUUCUGAGAAUCUGACCACAGCCCCGAAAGUCAUUGAGGAGGUGGAGAGCCUGGCCUUAUGA